CAUUUCAUUCCCAUUUUUAAGUGUCUGUGGACAAGCUGAGACCUGCCUGCUAUUUACUGAUAUUCAACCCUGCUGUAAAUAAGUGACAGUAAAUUGGAUCCUGGCCUCCAGUAACGGAUGACAACCAUAAAAACAGGUCAAGCAGAUUCCUGUGUUUGAGUAAAUCAGUAAAUGAAUAAGUUAGCAUGUUGCCACUAACAAAGGAUGUUUUCCACUUUUCUUUGUCCCACUGGUGGAAAUGAUGAAGCCCCAGAAUAACUUUAUCCAAACAGUCAUGCCAACCAGCCAGCCUGCCACUGAGUCAAGCAUGCAGCUGUUGUGUCCUGCGCCCAAUACAUUCAGCUCCAGCACUGUCGAUCCAACCAGCCAUUCAGACAGUCUCUGCCCUCUGUCCAGCCCCAGUUAAGUAUUUAACCACUCAGCUCCUCUCCUUCCCAGCCCCCCACACCCCCAUGCAGACUUCCUUUCCUGCCCCAGGAUGCGAUGUAGUGACGUGCCUACCAGCGCAGUGACACCAUCCUUGUUCUGAUGUGUUUUGCUCUGAAGCGAUUAGAAGGAAACAGCUUGCCAGGGGCAGGCAGCUGCUGUUUCCCACAGCUUGCAGCAGUUUGGGGGGACAACAGCAGGAUGCCGUGGGGGCGAAGUGGUUCGGCAGCCCUGCUGCUGCUCUCGGGCAGAGCCAUCGCAUGGGCCAAGGCCAGAAAUCCCAGCCCCACCGAGAUGAGCGUGGAGCCCUGGGCCAGCCCGCAGGACCAGGCAGCCGCUGAGCACGUACACAGCACGCACACGCACACGCCAUCCUCCCAGGAUCAGGAGCAGCACCCCGACAAACUCUGCCUGGACUCGUUCUGGAGUGAGGUGGAGACCAUCCGACAGGGGAGUGGCUACACAGACCUCGACAGCACCAAGAGGGACUCCAGACAGUCAGAAGAAGGCGAACAGGAGGAGCAGUGGUUGGCCGAUGCUGGUUUAUCGACCCUCAUCAGCGAGGACAGCGAGGAUGUAGACAACGCGGUGCUGCUGUUAACUCUGACCCGGACCCAGGCCGAGGCCGUCCAGCGGCGACUGGAUUCAUACACGCUGUCGCUCCGCAAGAGGAACAAACCCGCACCGCGUGACGUUCGUGACAUCUUCCACUCCCCCAUCACUCAGACACUUCUGCCUGAGUCCCAGCAUAGUGAAGAGCCUGCCCAAAACAGCAUGGCAUCGGUUGCCAAAACACCACUAUCAGCUAUGACGGCGGAGCAUCGACGAGGCACUCCCAAAGAGGAAGUCUUCAUCACCGAAGUGGCUUACUGCGAACAGGCUGUCAUCUUCCUUAAACAGGCCAAACUGCCACAGAACAAAAGCCAACGCAGAAAAGAGGAUGGCACCCUGCCUCGGGUGGUCUGCCCUAAGUGCCGUCUGGGAGUGACUCGUAUUCAGGAUCUCUCCCACAGUGACAUGAAGAAGGUGCGUCAGCUGGCUCUCAUCGACAUGACGGCGCUGUGCGACCUCUUAGAGCUGGAGGUUAAAAGGCACAAAACCAGCAAGAGGAAAAUCCCAGAGAGCACGCUCUACGGGGUGCCGCUGGCGACGCUGCUGGAGAACGAUCAGAAAAUAAAACCCAACACCUCGACUCCUCUCUUCAUGCAGGCGCUGUUGUCGUUUUUGGAGAAGAAAGGUGUCGAUUCGGAGGGGAUCCUGCGGGUUCCAGGAUCUCAGUCCAGAAUCAAGCAUCUGCAGCAGAACUUGGAGAGCAACUUCUACUCAGGGCAGGUCAGCUGGGACGAGGUGAGUCCCAACGACGCCGCCGCGCUGCUCAAGAAGUUCAUCCGGGAACUGCCCGCUCCUCUGCUCACCGCCGAGUACCUCAACACCUUCAGCGCCGUCAGAGACAUCACAGAGCUGAAGCAGAAACUUCACAUGUUAAACCUGCUCAUCCUGCUGCUGCCUGAGCCCAACAGGAACACACUGAAGGCCCUCCUCGAGUUCCUCAGUAAGGUGGUUUCCAGGGAGAAGAGAAAUAGGAUGAACCUGUGGGCCGUAGCAACCAUCAUGGCUCCCAACCUCUUCCUCCAUAAGGCCGUCCCCAGCAGACUGACUGAGGGGGCAGAGAAAGGGCAUGCGGAGAAGGCAGCUGACGUCAUGAGGCUCCUCAUCCGCUACCAGGACCUGCUCUGGACGAUCCCUAAUUUCCUGAUGAGCCAGGUGCGUAAGCUGAAUGAGAACAGUAACCGGCGCUACCAGUUCUACGAUCGCCGCAUCAAGAACCUGCUGAGGAAGAUCCACACAGACAGCCGCGAAAAACCUGAUAAAAACACCUCAGAUCCGUGCCGUACUGUGAAGAUCCAGGUCGGGGAUCUGGUGAGCGGCACAAUGGAGUUCCCAUUCAAUGUCAACUCCCGAGCCUCAGACCUGCUCGCCCAGUUUCAACACCAGUCCCUCCGCAGCCCCGACAAUGGAAAGGGCAAAAUGCGAAGAAACGGCUCUGUGGCGUAUCCGGACUGCGCCCUGUAUGAAGUGGGAGGGAAUAUUGGUGAACACUGCCUGGAUCCCGACGCACACCUUCUGGAUUUGUACAACACUAACUCUGGAGGAGAGUGGGUCAUCAAGCUGAAACCCAACGCCAGCAGAGGGCUGUGAAGGAUGGGCGAACAGAUUGGGAAACAGCUCGCCGGAGAAGGACAAAGGCAUAGCAUAAAAAAAAAGGGAUCAAAUCCAUGCAGCCCUAUCUUCUUGUCUUUUUCAUCCUUGGAUCAACAAGGGAGAAGGAGACAGAUGGAGGGAACAGAAACCAAUAAAUAGAGAAUCUGCCAGGAGCAGAGCCUAAAAACUGGCUAUAGUCAGAUGAACACACUUUGCCCUCUUUCUCUUUCCCCUCUCUCUCUCUCUCACUCUCUCUCUAUCUUCCUUCUCUUUUUUUCCCUUUGCUCCAUCAUACCUCUCCUGCGUUGCCGCAGGGAUGCAAUGCUGCAAGUAGAAAGCCGCUGAUGUGACUCAUUACUUCAGACAGAAAACCUGCUGCAUAGAAAAGAGAGGAGAGAGAGAGAGAGAGAGAAAGAUAGAGAGAGAGAGAGCAGCUUGGCAGUUUGGUUUGCCAUCUUUUCUCUCAAGCAAUCAUCUCCAACCAUGAGUGAGCAGAUGGGGAUGCAGAGCACCUCUGGUUAUAGAGAGCAGAGGUCCCGCCUCCUGCUCAGGCCAGCCAGACAAUGUGUUUUCAUAUCCUGGGUUUCAUUCAAUCUUUUGCAAAAAGCUGAAACAUGAUUCAGGAGCUUUAUGACAAUAUUCUUGGCUAAAUUGGUGUCUUAUCCUGCACUGGUUUUACAUAAAAAAAAAAAACAUUUAUUCUGAGAUUCAUCAAUUACCUUAGAAACGGCAUUGUCACCACGAGGUCCAUUCUGCUACUAAAUGGACAUACAUUCUCUAGGAGAGAUUUACCUGAGGAAAGCAGGUUUCUGGAAGCCCCCUAGCAUAAAUCAAGUUUCUCGUUUACAUGACAUGAAAUCAGUUUACUGGAGAAAGUCGACUGUAACUUAGCCACUCUCGUGACCAUUUAGCUUAUGAUAUUUACAGAAAAACGUAUGUCCUGCCUUUUUAAUUACUGAUGAUUAAAAAUCAGGGAGAGAAAAAAUAUUCAAAACUGAAAGCUAGUGGAACAGAAGCUAACCUGGAAACGGAGCGGGACUUCAGCUCUUAGUAAGCAUACAGUUACCAAUUGAUCAAUCAGUUAAUCAACCGGCUGAUCCCUCUAAUCUGUCUCUCUGCUAACCGUUUUCCCAGCUCAGACAUUUUGAUCACAAAGUAAACAAAGACGGAGGGUUUUUCUCUGUAUCGACUCCGUUUGUCUGUGCCAUUCAAAGAGGGAAAGAGACCCAGAUGAACCGAUAUCUUCUUAUCUGUGAAACCUUGCGAUCUCCUGGGCCUUAUAAAAAAUAAUCCAUGGACUUCCAAGGACCCCUGACUUGUACAGAACAGUGCUCAAAGAGACUUUUCUUUUUUUUGAUACCAAGGGAUUCAACCUCAAGGACAGUUAUUGCACCUCUAAAGGGAAUUGUUAAGGACACACAGUGAAGCUGGUCUUCAGUUCUCAUUUUUAAACACAUGAAAGUGCCAAAACUACUGAAGUGACUCUUGGGGUAUACUGGGAUUAUUGUUGUUAUUUAUCUGAAUGUAAUGCCAUUGUUGCUUCUGUAUUUGAUGAGUAUAAUGUAGGCUAGAGAGACUUUACGAUAAUGUGGAGUUGCUGCACUCAGUGUAACAGUAUGUUGUGUUAAGUCACCCAUACUCAAUGUGGGAAUUUGUAGUGUUCCUGUACAUAUAUACAUAUAUACGUAUUCAUAUUUUCUUUACACCCUAAACAGUACAGUAACAUAAAUGUGUAAAUAUUCAUGCAUACACUCCGGUGUGAAGAGGCACUGAAAUCACUGCAGUAGGACUGUUUUGAUUGUGUUGCUACUCGAGGUAUUCCAAACACACGCAAGCAGAAAAUGAAUGUGUUUAACAUUUUGCGGCGAUCGUCAGAUGUGAAUCAUUUACUCCUCGCAGUCGGAGCCAUGUUGGUGCGCCGCAGCCAUUUUGUGGGAAGUGUCUCCCACACUCCACUCAAUAGAUGGAGUAAUGACAGUCAGCCCGGCACCAACAUCUAUCAACACCCUCCGCUCCAUCUCUGUCACAUCCCAAUAAUGGACCAUAAUGGCGGUGUGGUGCAUGCAUCAGAAACACGCUGAGGAAUCACAUUUCUUUCAUAAAGGAGAAGGUAAUAAAUGUCUGUUAUAAAUUCUGCUGCCCUGGACCUGAUGACAGCAGCUGUGUGUGUGUGUGUGUGUGUGUGUGUGUGUGUGUGUGUGUGUG
This is a messenger RNA of Perca flavescens (yellow perch), 4833 nucleotides long. RefSeq names its product Rho GTPase activating protein 40 (gene arhgap40). The transcript is spliced from 15 exons. Gene Ontology annotation, molecular function: GTPase activator activity. Gene Ontology annotation, cellular component: cytoplasm. Gene Ontology annotation, biological process: regulation of actin filament polymerization; regulation of small GTPase mediated signal transduction; signal transduction. The record is from RefSeq and is a predicted model, not a curated record. The coding region runs from base 529 to 2625 and encodes 698 amino acids. Lineage: Eukaryota; Metazoa; Chordata; Actinopteri; Perciformes; Percidae.